Messenger RNA from Schistocerca piceifrons (Central American locust), 2283 nucleotides. Its product is annotated as inverted formin-2-like. The record is from RefSeq and is a predicted model, not a curated record. Bases 1 to 2283 code for a protein of 760 amino acids. The transcript is spliced from 14 exons. Gene Ontology annotation, molecular function: actin binding. Gene Ontology annotation, biological process: cellular component organization. NCBI's taxonomy places the organism in Eukaryota, Metazoa, Arthropoda, Insecta, Orthoptera, Acrididae.
AUGUGUGUGGCAACUGUGCUGUUACUAAACUCAGAGUACGUUCGACUAAAGAAAUCUGUUGGAACCAUUAUUAUUGACCUCCCUUCUCUGAAACCAUGCUGGGACAGGUGUAGUAUUUUAAAUUUAGUUAUAAAACUUGCAGUUCUACUUUUUGCCAUCAUUCACAUACUUUUACAAAAGCAGAUCAAUAACACUGCCUUGCAGUUUCCCAAUUUACUUCUAACUGGGUUGGAUGCAGUAGCUGCUGGCCAAAAACCAAAUAUCAAUAUUCUGCUCAGUUCACACAAUUAUAUUAUCACAACCGAUUCUGUUUCUGUCAAAAUAGCUCUUAACAACAAACCCCUUUAUGCAAAAUAUAUCUUGCUACACCCACCACUAGAAUCUCAGAACAUCAUGGUUAAAAUGCAAGUUAUUGAACUUCUCUGUGCUGUGUGCGCAUAUUCUUCAAAAGGACAUCAAAUGGCUCUUCAUGCUCUACAGCACUUCAAGGUUACUUGUGAUCAGAAGCAUGGGUUUGACAUAAUAGUGAGUGAACUUCGUAACACAAAAAAUGUUGAAUAUCAGACAAGGCUGCUUUCUUUCAUCAACUGCCUAACACUGGGCUGCCACAAUGUCCACAAGCGUGUGCAGAUCAGGAAUGAAUUGCUUGGUCGUGGGCUUGGACCAAUCCUGAGUUCACUAAGUGCAACUGAUGAUAAGGAGCUACAGAUGCAAGUUUCAGCAUUCAGUGAUUACCAACACAGAGAUGAGAUGGAAUUAGAAUCAACGAAACAUCUAACUCAUCAUCAGUUGUUUGAAACAAUAUUCGAAAAGAUAGCAGAUACACCACAUGCUAUCAGGUUCCACUCCAUGCUACAAAAGCUUGCACAGCUAGAUCCAACAAAUCCAAAUGUGGACAGUGUGUGGGAAGCACUUGACUCUCUUUCAUUUGAAGCUAUAAAACCUGGGUUUUCUAUCCACAAAAAGCCAGCACGCACUCAAAAAUAUCAUGAAAGAAGAGCUGACAGUAUUAUCAAAACACAUUCUUUUUAUAUCCUUAAUACAAGCACAGUGUCUACGCAGACCGAGGUGGAAUAUACCAGAGAAGUAAAGCAACUUUGUGAUAAUGAGAAACAGCAUCAGUUGUCACCACCAGAAGCAAAACUGUCAUUCCCAGCACCACCUCCUCUUCCUCCUCCUCCACCUUGUCUGCCACUGCCACUUAUUACCGUGGUGUCAUCAGCUAUUCCAUCAGCUUCAGGGGUGCUAUCACCUUCAUCACUUGCAGGUUACAGUUCUCAACAACAAAAUUAUGUACCUCCACCUCCUCCAAUUCCCAAUAGUGACAGCUUUGAAACACUGAUGUUACAUAGGAGACAUUCACUUCCAGCACAUUUACCAGAUUCUGCAAGUUUGUGGACACCAGUAAAGGACAAGUCUAACACACUACCACUGCCCAAGCGGAAGAUGAAAACCCUAAGCUGGACAAAGAUUCCAGUCUCUAUGAUAGGUGAAUCAGUAUGGACUGAAAUGCAGAGCGAAGCAAAGAGUCUUAGAGUUGAUUUCAAGCAAAUGGAAGAACUGUUCUGUCAGAAAACUGCUACUGUGCAACAUCGAAAGUCUUCUCCAGUAACACUUCCAGCACCAAUAACUCCCAAGAUCACUUUACUGGAAACCAAGAGAGAUCUGGCAGUAAACAUUUAUCUAAAACAGUUCAAAUUGGGAGGGAAAGCAGUCAUAGAAGUUAUAAAGAACCUUAAAGGAGGUGAUAUAGGUCCUGAGAAACUGAAAGCUCUCUUGCCACUACUUCCCACAGAAAAAGAGCUGACUUCAGUCAGAUGCUAUUCUGGAGAUCUGGAUCGUUUAGGAGAGGCAGAGAAAUUUUAUCUUCAGCUAUCAGAAGUACCUUCCUUUGUCCUCAGGAUUAGGGCAAUGUUGCUUAAAGAAGAGUUUCCUUUAAGAACAUAUGAACUGAGAGAACAACUAAAUGCCGUUGCAGAUGCAUGCAAUAAGCUGAAGGCUAAUAAACGUUUGAAAGAAUUUCUAGCACUAGUACUUCAACUUGGAAACUUCAUAAAUGCUGGAAGCUAUGCGGGCAAUGCAGCAGGCUUUACACUCAGCACACUACCAAAGCUCCUAGAAAUAAAAGCAAACAAACCAAGGCUGACAUUCUUGCACUAUGUGGUAGAAGUUGCAGAAGCUAACAAUAAGGAAAUAUUACAAUUCACAGAAGAUAUGAGUAACAUGAAAGAAAUGGCAAGUACAAAUAAGAGCAUAAGUUAUUUAAGUGUGCUUAUGCCUUAA